GCUAACGCUUUCUAUUUCAUACAAACCCUUCCUUCCACAAAAAAAAAAAGAAAAAAAGAAAACAUCCAUACCAUGCAUUUCUCUACCCUCGUUCUUGCAUCUGCUAUCGCUGCUGUCGCCAAUGCCCAGGCCACUGAAUUCCCCUUCAAGCCUGAUGGCGAGUGCAUUACCAACUGUCUGGUCACUGUUGGCAAGAAGUUCUACCCUGACUUCACGACCGAUCCUACUAGCCCUCACUUCAUAGCCUCGCUUGCCAUUUCCUAUGACCGUACCUCACCACACUACAUGCAAUUUAUGGCUGAGACAGGCCCAUGCAAAGGAACAUGCCCAGCUGACGAAAUCAACAAAUACGUUGAAGAGCACAAAGCAAAGCAGGCGUGGUAUGAGGCUAACAAGAAUAGUGGUGGCAACACUGGAACACCAUCCCCUUCUGCAACUAAGCCUGCUACUGACUCUGCUACUAACUCUGCUACUGAGCCUGCUACCGCUACCGCCACUACAGCCACUACAGCUGUUGUUAUCGCUACUACUGUCUCGAAUGCACCCAUUAGCUCAUCAAUCACCAGGACCUCUUCUCCAGCCUCUCCUUCGGCUACUAACCCAGAUAGUGGUGCUUCCAUCUCAGCUGCCGUCUCAGGCCUUAUUGGAGUUGCUGCUUUAUUGAGCGCCGUGGUAUUGUUUUAAACUAAGCAGUCUGCUUGAGCUCGGCUAUUAGGCUACAACUCUUCAUUGACCUAUUUAUUACAACUCAUAAUAUAUUUGAAUCGAAAGUUAAAUUAAAAGCUUAAUAUAUUCAAUGAAA
This is a messenger RNA of Lobosporangium transversale, 802 nucleotides long. RefSeq lists its product as hypothetical. The record is from RefSeq and is a predicted model, not a curated record. The transcript has 3 exons. NCBI's taxonomy places the organism in Eukaryota, Fungi, Mortierellomycota, Mortierellomycetes, Mortierellales, Mortierellaceae. Bases 73 to 684 code for a protein of 203 amino acids.